Messenger RNA from Osmerus eperlanus (European smelt), 2347 nucleotides. Its product is annotated as SEC14-like protein 2. The transcript is spliced from 9 exons. Gene Ontology annotation, cellular component: cytoplasm. NCBI's taxonomy places the organism in Eukaryota, Metazoa, Chordata, Actinopteri, Osmeriformes, Osmeridae. The record is from RefSeq and is a predicted model, not a curated record. The coding region runs from base 119 to 1273 and encodes 384 amino acids.
CCCCCAACCAGAGAGCGGGAGGAGCGUCACAGAGGUACACAUUCUGCACAGUCCACCGACAGUAAGUGCGUGAUCAGGUGUUCAACUUCAAAUAAAAACGAUUCGUUGUACAGUCGGGAUGAGUGGAAGGGUUGGCGAUCUCAGUCCCAAGCAGGCUGAAGCUUUGGAACAGUUUCGAGAGAGGAUUCAAGACAUUCUUCCACAGCUUCCUGCCCAGCAUGACCACUUCCUGCUCCGUUGGCUCAGAGCCAGGAACUUCAACAUCCAGAAGGCGGAGGCCAUGCUUCGGAAGCACGUGGACUUCAGGAAACAAGUGGCGGCAGACACCAUCACCACAGAGUGGCACCCUCCAGAGGUGAUAGAGAAGUACCUGUCCGGUGGGAUGUGCGGGUACGACCGCGAGGGGAGCCCCAUCUGGUAUGACGUCAUCGGCCCCAUGGACCCCAAGGGGCUCUUCCUGUCCGCCUCCAAACAGGACUUCAUCAAGUCGAAGAUCCGCGACUGCGAGAAGCUGCAGAAGGAGUGCGACCUGCAAUCCGAAAGGUUGGGGAGGAAUGUAGAGUCCAUCACUAUGAUCUAUGACGUUGAGGGUCUUGGUCUGAAACACUUGUGGAAGCCUGCAAUUGAGACCUAUGGAGAGGUGAACACAUGCACUUACACACGUGAUCUUUUUGCAAAUGACAACGAAACCUCAACGAGUCUGAUAUUGAGCAGGUGUUUUUCUUCCCCAGGUUUCUGCUCUGUAGCUGUGUUUAAAUGUUGCAGCCACUCUUCCAGUUCCCAUGCUAACUGCCUCUUUCUGGUUUGCAUGCGCGUGUCCCAGUUGCACCUGGCAGGGACGGUGCCUACCUCGUACUACGUGCGGGACUCUGUGAAGGUGGACUAUGAGCAGUGUCUGACCGUCAGCAGAGGGUCCACCGAGCAGAUGGAGUACGAGAUCCUGUUCCCCGGCUGUGUACUCAGGUGGCAGUUUGCCAGCGAGGGGGCAGACAUUGGCUUUGGGGUCUUCAUGAAGGCCAAGAAGGGGGAAUGGCAGAAGGCGGGCCAGAUGCAGGAGGUUGUGCCCAGCCAGAGGUACAAUGCUCACCUGGUCCCUGAGGACGGCUCCCUCACCUGCUCUCAGACUGGAGUGUACGUGCUGAGGUUCGACAACACCUACAGCAUCUUCCAGACCAAGCGCAUAAGCUUCACCGUGGAGGUCCUGCUGCCUGUCCAAUCACAGUCCUCCAAGGACCAGGAUGGGCCGGACGAGGGGACCAGCAGACAAUUAUGAUGGACUUUACCGAGUGGCUAUUCCCUCUGCUGGGUAGUUACCCCUAGGCCACGGGGACCCCAUGAAGAUGACCUCGACCAUGACCUUGUCCAUGACCUUUACCUUGACCUCAAGCACUUAACCUUACCAACCAGCCAUCUCCAAGGUACUGCACACCAUGGACCAAAAUGCUGCUUACGCUGCGAACACAAUGGAGGCAUACCCAGAUCAUCUCAGGAUAGCUGGACUGAAUGCACAGGAUAUACGGGCUUACUUGAACAUUGCUGUAUAAUGAUGUCUACAUUUGCGAGAAACACAGUAUUUUGCUGAUAAGUAUCCAUGUAAACUGUAUGUCUGAUGAUGAGGUGGAGCUAUUUAGACAUAUUUUAUCGGGGCUGUGUGCGAUGGCAGGAACUUGUUUUGUGCGUUUGUGUUUAAGAUGUGUUUAAGGCUGUUUUAAAAUCACUCCACCCACCAACCACUCACAAAAGGAAGGUCCUCAUUUUCCCUCUUUCCAUUUCUUUCUUGUAGAUAUCUGUCUCUUAUGCUGUUUAAUCCUAAGGUUAAUAUUUAAGUUGAAUCUUCUUUUUUUUAAUGUUUUAUUUAAUUGAGGAUUCUUUUUUUUCAGAAUUGACAAAGUGAUGUUUAUGUCAGUUUUAUCUUAUCUUGUCUGUUAAUGCACUAGAACAACAUUCCAUUUUCUAAACCACAAUUGUUGUUAGAGACUUUGUCCUGGUAAAAGCUUGCCUUAAACAUUACCAAAUGAAAACAUGCAGCACUAGAUCAGUGUCUAAUCUACUGAUCACAUAGUGUCAGCAUUAUGACUUACUUUGCACUUCAUGAAUAUUAUGGAAUGUAGCUGCCUAGUGUAUAGCCUUAAUUGCUAUAUGGUAUAAUAACCAGUAACAAAAAUGCAUAUUUGAUUUACCUCUUUAUAUCAUUGAUGGUGAUAAUGACCAAGAUCAUUAUGAUUUUAUUUGCUGAAAGCUGAUUUUGGUAUAUGCUUACACUAUUCAUAUUACCACUCCUGCAAUAGUUGGUGUUUAAGUUGUUGAUAACUCAACAAAGAAAUAUAUUUAUGUCUUUACCUCUGGA